CAUGAUAUAUCCCGUCUCACUCUCCCAAGACCCGACUCACAGUCUCUCGCGACGCAUCGUCCCCCAUCUCCAACCCCCACCCCCCCUCUGUCCACUGCCACUUCCUUCGAUCUUUUGCAUGCCCCGAACCUCUGUACCGUGCUCCUCCACUCUCAAAUCCCAAUCGAGAUCGAGGGUUCGGCUUUUCCUUCCAUUUUCUCCAAAACUAGUGCACAUCGGUUAGGGUUUUCUCGUUUCUUUCUCUGAAUCCAUCGAGCCGAAGCCUUUGAUCGGUAUCACAACAUGGCGGAUGCGUUUGAGGACGAGGCGGAGCAGACGGUGACGAUCGGCGAGUACAUCGAGGGCAUAGAGGCAGAGGAGCUGAAAGCCGAUUUGGUGCUGGGAGGGGAUGAGGGAAAGGAAUGCACUUAUUCCAAAGGAUACAUGAAGAGGCAAGCCAUCUUCUCUUGCCUGACAUGCGUACCUAACGGCAACGCGGGGAUUUGCACAGCUUGCAGUCUUUCAUGUCAUGAUGGUCACGAGGUGGUGGAGCUUUGGACCAAGAGAAAGUUCAAGUGUGAUUGUGGCAAUUCAAAGUUUGGGGUGUUUGUCUGCAAGCUGUGGCCUAAUAAAGACCCUGAGAAUGGUGAAAACUCAUACAACCAGAAUUUCAAAGGUUCUUACUGCACCUGUGGCCGUCCUUAUCCUGAUCCAAAUUCUGAGGAACAAACAGAAAUGAUCCAGUGUUGCAUUUGUGAAGACUGGUUUCAUGAGAACCACCUUGGUCUGGGCUCCCUUGAACAGAUCCCAAGAGAUGAAGAAGGGGAACCUUUAUAUGAUGAGUUUAUCUGCCAAGAAUGCACAGUGUCUUGUUGCUUCUUGAAGCUUUAUCCUAUAUCUAUACUGGCUUCAUCAAAUCAAAAGGCUGCGCCAGUCCAUGCUGAAUCUGGAACUGUGUCCGGUGAGAAGGAUAUUGAAAAUGCAAAAAAGGAACCAAAUAUAGAGAAGGACAAUGCUUGCAACCAGUCUUCAAGUUCCACAUGCAUCCUUGGGAUUGAUAUAAACUCAAAGCCAGUCGUUUUUGGGAAAAAAGAACCCAUGUUUCUUUCUAAAAGCUGGAGAAAUCAUCUUUGUAGAUGUAGCACUUGUUGCGACUACUACACUCAGAGGGGCAUUGGCUAUCUCAUCGACAAGGAAGACUCACUUGAAGAAUAUGAGAAGAUGGCAAAGCAGAAGAGAGAGGAGAAGUUGCAACAACAAGAAGGAGCUGAGCUUAAUUUUCUCAACACACUGAAUCAUGUCCAAAAGAUGGAAAUACUGAAUGGCAUUGCUGACAUGAAGAAUGAGUUCCGGUCCUUCCUGGAAUCGGUUGAUACAUCAAAACCAGUCACACCUGAAGAUGUACAAGGAAUCUUUGAGAACCUUGUGAAGAAGAAAAAGCAAAGGUUGCUGUAAGGGUCCCCUGAUGCACCAAAUUCCCUCUCCAAGCGUACUCAAUGCGGCGUUAUUUGGUUUUGAUCUGCCUGUUUGGGCUUUAGAAUCAAUCAAUAUGAUUGUGUAAUCCAGUUAUAAAUUAUCGUACAUGCUUGAUAACUUGUGCAACCUUUUAUGUAUAUUUCUGCUGUCAUAUAUUACUGAUGGAUGUUGGUGUCCUUUUAUUUCUUCCCUUUGGUUGACAGCACUGCUGUCAGACCGUUUUAGGAGCCAAUAACAUUUGGUCUUAUCAAAAUCGAGUUGAAUGUAUCUGGUAGUUUACUUGUAGACCAGUUUAUAGACAAAGUUUUGAAGUGUUUCCUCAA
Elaeis guineensis (African oil palm) is the source of this 1778-nucleotide messenger RNA. RefSeq lists its product as uncharacterized. Lineage: Eukaryota; Viridiplantae; Streptophyta; Magnoliopsida; Arecales; Arecaceae. Gene Ontology annotation, cellular component: cytoplasm. The record is from RefSeq and is a predicted model, not a curated record. Gene Ontology annotation, molecular function: zinc ion binding; ubiquitin protein ligase activity.